This is a messenger RNA of Aspergillus nomiae NRRL 13137, 1029 nucleotides long. RefSeq names its product phosphatidylinositol phosphate kinase family protein. The transcript is spliced from 2 exons. The record is from RefSeq and is a predicted model, not a curated record. Gene Ontology annotation, molecular function: phosphatidylinositol kinase activity. The coding region runs from base 1 to 1029 and encodes 342 amino acids. NCBI's taxonomy places the organism in Eukaryota, Fungi, Ascomycota, Eurotiomycetes, Eurotiales, Aspergillaceae. Gene Ontology annotation, biological process: phosphatidylinositol metabolic process.
AUGGGUCGUCGUCGCCAGGUAGCCCUCGCCAAGAGUAUACAAUUCGCGCUCUUUAGAGAUCCCAAGACCUUUCGCAAGACCUUGAUUGGACGGAUCAUUGCUUUCUUCAGCGUAUUCUCCCUGAAGCUUCUUCGAUAUGAGCCAGAUGUGUUCCGAAGGCUGCGGAAUGAGAUCUGGGAGAUCUCGGAGGAGCAAUAUAGAGCCAGCUUCUUGAGUGAAGACAAGGCGCUUCCUCUACUUCCGAUGGGAGACCUGGGCUUUUCUGGAUCCACAUUCUUCAGCACGUCUAACUCCACAUUCCUCGUCAAGAGCCUCCCCCGGCACUUCGAACAUUCCUUCUUCCGUCAUGAUCUCUUCCAGCCAUACUAUGAAUACAUAAGCACUCAUCCAGACUCCAUCCUUGUCUGGAUUACGGAUUAUAUCUAUGCGGCGUACACAUCACUGGGAACCCUCAUGAAAACAACCCCAGCGCACCAUAUCAUCAUGGAGAACAUACUAUGCGGAAAGGAGAAGGACCCAGCCGCCGAGAAAUGGGAGACCUACGACCUGAAACCGAUUGACUAUUUCUUCCCCGAGCGGGAUCUAGUUCCCGGUCCACUCGUCAGCCAAGAAACCUUAAGUCGACUGGCGGACGAGUUUCCAGAUAAGAUCCGGCUGACUCAAUCGGACUACGACGAUAUGAAGCGGAUGAUAGAGGCCGACACGGCAUUUCUUGCGUCGGCCAACGCGGUGGACUACUCCCUGUUCCUGGUUCGCUUCCCGGCCUCUUCCAAUCCCGACGUGAUCGGGAAGCGGAGUAAGUGGCGUAUUGGGUUAGCGUCCACGGAUGGGAAGUGGAAGUAUCGUGCGGUGCUGUUGGAUUUCUUCUGGGCCAAGCAUAAGUUGCAUGCGCAGGCGAUGACGGGAGUCAUCCAGACGUUCAAUGUUAUUGGCCGUCAAGGUCCGAUGACGAUUACCACGACGGCUGAUGAGUAUCGGGAGAAGUUCCUGGCCUUGGUGGAUUCCAUCAUGGAGGUUUAUGAACCUUAA